Molecule: messenger RNA, 216 nt
Organism: Ilex paraguariensis (yerba mate)
Lineage: Eukaryota; Viridiplantae; Streptophyta; Magnoliopsida; Aquifoliales; Aquifoliaceae
Source: the annotation of a GenBank genome assembly
AUGAUGCUUGCUUCAAUAAAGCAGAUGGAGGCAGCCAUUUGGUUUCAGAGACUGAUGUUAGAAUAUGUGGGUCCAAAUCAGCGGGCCGAUCUGAUGUUAGCUUGCAGAAUCCGGGAAAGGAAGGAAUCUGUUACCGUGCUUUUAUGCGGCACUAGUGGCUGUGGCAAAUCUACUUUGUCUGCGCUGCUGGGUAGCAGGUGGGGAUCACAACUGUGA